CCUCCCCGCGCAGGCGCAGAGGUGGGGUGCCGGCGGCCGGUAGCGGCUGUUCCUGAGGCGCCGCCGGUCUCGCUCCUCUCCGGGCGGCCUCAUGAAGAGGCGGCGGCGGCGGGGCGGCGAUGGGCUCGCUGAGCAGCCGGCUGCUGAGGCGGCGGGGCGGCUUCCCGCGCGGCCGUGAGGCGGCCGGGGCCGGCGGCGGCCGAGGCGCCAAGAGGAAGCGCGGCGGGGCCGAGUGCCCCGGCGACAGCGAGAGCGACGGCGAGGCCGAGCGGGAGGAGCGGCUCCUCACCACCCCCCGCAGGAAACAGCUGAAAAGCACUUCUAAGUAUAUUUAUCAGACUCUGUUUGUGAAUGGGGAGAACAGCGAUGUCAAAAUUUGUGCUCUGGGAGAGGAGUGGAACUUGCAUAAGAUCUAUUUGUGCCAGUCAGGCUACUUUUCCAGUAUGUUCAGUGGAGCUUGGAAAGAAUCUAGCAUGAACAUCAUAGAGUUGGAGAUUCCUGACCCAAACAUUGAUACAGAAGCUCUACAGGUGGCUUUUGGCUCGCUGUACAGAGAUGAUGUAUUAAUAAAACCCAGUCGAGUAGUUGCCCUUUUAGCAGCAGCCUGCAUGCUGCAGCUUGAUGACUUAAUCCAGCAAUGUGGUGAAACAAUGAAGGAAACCAUUAAUGCAGAAACUGUGUGUGGUUAUUACAAUUCAGCAGCAACAUAUGGGUUAGACUCUGUGAAGAAAAAGUGCCUGGAAUGGCUCUUGAAUAACCUGAUGCCUCACCAGAGUGUGGCGCUCUUCAAAGACCUCAGCAUAAACCUCAUGAAACAGCUGAUUAGUUCUUCUGACCUACUUGUAGUGCAAGUGGAAAUGGAUGUGUACACCGCUCUCAAAAAGUGGAUGUUCCUCCAGCUAGUGCCUACUUGGAAUGGGUCUUUGAAACAACUCUUAACCGAAGCUGAUGCGUGGUUUGCCAGGCGCAGGAGAGAUUUUGAGGAUGACGUUGCCUUCCUGGAAUCGGAACAGGGGAAUGCGUUCCUGUCGGUGUUCACACACUUGAGAUUACAGUAUAUCAUCAGUGACUUGGCGUCAGCCAGAAUUAUUGAGAGAGAUUCCCUAAUGCCCUCAGAAUGGCUGUCCUCUGUUUACAAACAGCAGUGGCUUGCCGUGCUCAGAGCAGAACAAGGCAAUGAUAUUGGGCCUCAGGAAGUAAAUAAAGAGGAACUGGAAGGAAACAGCAUGAGGUGUGGUCGAAAACUUGCAGAGGGUGGCCAUUACUGCUGGCGGUGGACUGGGUUCAACUUUGGCUUUGACCUUCUUGUCACUUAUACAAAUGGUUACAUCAUUUUCAAGCGGAAUACGCUGGAUCAGCCGUGCAGUGGAUCAGUCAGUCUGCAGCCUCGGAGAAACAUAGCCUUCAGGUUACGUGUAACCUCUUUUGAUAGCAGCGGGAAAGUUACUUUCAGUAGAACAACAGGAUAUCAGAUUCUAACCUUUCAGAAGGACCAGGAGCAGAUAGUGAUGAAUUUGGACAGAAGCCUCCUGACCUUCCCGCUCUACAUCUUCUGUAACUUUUUGUACACAUCGCCAGAGAAGCCGACCGACAGCGAGGCACUGCCAGAUAACUCAGAAACCUGAGACCUCUUUAUAUAUUAUAUAUCUAUAUAUUUUAUAUAUAUAUAUAUGGCCUUAGUAUACUCCUAUGCAUAUCUGAAAAGAUCAUCAGAAAUUGUGUAGGCCAAAACUAGUUAUCCCAUAUGUUUUUUUAAUUUCUGUUCUGCACCUGCAGACAGUAGCCAUUCCGUGGUUAAGAAAUGUUAGACUUUUUAUUUUCCUGGGUGAAAACUGAGCCAAAUGGGACAGGGGGAGUUUGUGUGAAUGACAUCUUACGAACUUUCCUGUCAGAUUCUGAGCACGCAUUGUAGGACGCGUGGUUUUUGUAGUGUCUUAUUUGUUUGUGGGUUGGUUUUUUUUUUUUAAAUGACUGAUCUGUAAAUACCAGGUCCGCAUUCUGUUUCUUUUGUGGUCAAGUGUAAGAGGUACACUGUAUUCAUUCUUUCUAUAUGUUUUAAAAUACCCAGCUUUUCGGUAAUGCCAGCUUUGGUGCUGGGUUGAGCCACCCCAGGGCUCCUGCGUUGUUCUGAGGGCUCAGCGCCUCCUGUUCAGGACCAGGUCCUGCUCUGCCCUUGCACCCCGCUGGCUCCCGGGGCCACCCACCGCCCCUGCUCACCUGGACAAGCCGUUGCUGCGUGCAGACGCAGCCCUGGCCC
Phalacrocorax carbo (great cormorant) is the source of this 2257-nucleotide messenger RNA. Lineage: Eukaryota; Metazoa; Chordata; Aves; Suliformes; Phalacrocoracidae. The record is from RefSeq and is a predicted model, not a curated record.